Messenger RNA from Mesocricetus auratus (golden hamster), 5177 nucleotides. RefSeq names its product translation initiation factor IF-2-like. The record is from RefSeq and is a predicted model, not a curated record. The transcript has 5 exons. Bases 1 to 2028 code for a protein of 675 amino acids. Lineage: Eukaryota; Metazoa; Chordata; Mammalia; Rodentia; Cricetidae.
AUGACGCUGUUUAAUCUGUGUUGUCUGGAAGUGGGAAGGCUUACUCCAGAGACACAGGAUGGCCGCAAAUCUCAUGAUUUUGCUGCCCCUGCCUCCCAAAAGCUGGACGUAAGCGUGUACAACCAAGCCCAGUUCUCACUUUUGAACACAAUUAAAGAAAAAUUAAUAACUUAUGAACUUCAUGGAGUCAACAGCCGUAAAGAACAGGAGCAGCAAGCAGAGGAGGGGACAGGCCGCCGAGCCCUCUCCCCCACCCGCAGCCGGCACGAGCGGGGCUUUCCCGGGGACGCAGCCGGCCCGCCGUGUGGGGAAGGGGAAGCGCCUUCCGUCAUCUCUUCCUCUUCAGACAGCCCCGGCUCCUCCGCCCCAGCCCGGUCCCCUCCCCCGCCCGCCUGGGUCGUCGCCAAUUGCAAAAGUCACCGGCGAGACCGCGUCUCCACGGCCGCGCGAGCGCCCCACAGCCUCGCAGAGGCCGAGCCGGGGGCCUCACCUCGCGCAGGGAGAGGAGCACACGCCCAGGGGACAGCCUCGCGACCUCCUUCGCCCGGCUCGGGUUCCAGGGAAGCCGCGGCGAUCCCCGUCGUCCCUCCUCCCUCUCCGCCUCCGCAAGACGCCCCCUCUUCGCCACCGCUCGGGCCCCGCCCGCUGCUGCAGCAUGAGGUCACCGUCAGCCAAUCCCGACGCGCGCGGCUAAAGGCCGCCGGGCGCCCAUUGGCUGCCGCCGCCGCCCCUCCUCUCGCAGAGCACCCGAGGUCGCGCCGCGGGCCAGCAGGGCGGAAACGGCCGUUUCGGGGACGGGCCCCGGCUGCGGGAGCCGUGGUGGCUGUGUGGGUUCAGUGGGGACACCUGUGUUAUUGCCUGGCCUCCCCUGUCGCCUCGGGAGGCCAGCCCUGCCCCUCCCCCCGUGUAAUCACCGCCGCACAAACGAACUCCCGCUCCCCCCGCACACUGUCCCGCGGCGGGCACUGCUUCCCGGCGGCGGCGCCGGCCCCCGCAGCCGCGGCGUUUACCCCUUACACGGUGGCAGGGAGGCGGCGCGGACGCUGGCUGCGCUUUGCUCUGCGGCUUCUCCCCCCGACCUCUUCCGUGUCCGGCUCCUCCAUCGCGACAGCGCCCGACUCGUCAGCUCCGCUUUUAUCCGGCUGCCGGAGCCUGCGCACUGGAGCCUCCCCGGCCGCUAGUGGGCGUCGAGUGACAACCCGGCGCGGCUCUCCCCGCGCUGGCGGGGGCAGGCCAGGCCCGGCGGGGGAGGGGCGGCGGCGAGCGCACCCCCGGGGAGCGAUGGGCGGGGGGGGGGUCGCCCCGGCCCCGCCGUCCUCCUUCCCCCUACGAGGGGCGUCCCCAGACUCGCCGGCUCGAACGCUCGAGGGCCGCUCGGGCACCGCGGGCGGACAGCCGAGCCCCCCCCCCCCCGGCCAGCGGGGUCGCCGCCGCCGCCGCCCGCGAAGGGCUGCGUGCACCGGUGGUGACACGGCCGGGGCGUCCAGCCCGGCUCGCGGCUCCCUGGCUGACGGCCCCACGGCUCGGCGGGGAGGCCGCGCCUGGCGGCGGCCCGUAAACAAGAUGGCGGCCGGUGGCUUCGUCCCCUCCCCCCUGCCCCUGCGGAGCGGGGCGGGCGGGCCCCCGUGCGCUUGCCGCCGCCGCCGCCGCUGCCGCCGCCGCCGCCGCCGCCGUCGCCGCCGUCGCCGCCAUUUUCCCAGAGCGAGAAGCAGUGACACUGAGCGGGCGCAGGGGGCCGAGUCGGAGACCGAGCCUGAGUUGGGGAGCGGCAGCACUGGGGGCAUAGACACUCGGAGCAGCCCCGCUGUCUCCUCAGCGCGCCCGCCGCGGCCCGCAGCGCCCGCCGCCCCGCUCCGCACGGAAGACGCUGCGCGCUGCUGCCCUGGGAGGGGGUGUGGAGCCGCUCCGGUCCGCAGCGAGCGGCUGUCGUCGGGGUCUGCCGAGCGCCCAGGAGCGGACGCACCCGCCGCCGGGGGUCGAGCCAUAGCAGGGUUCGGGCGUCUGGUGUGCGAACAACACAGAUUCUAAAAAUGGCGGCCCCAGGCUGAUGUUGUGGUAAUCUAAUCAGCGCGGGUCCUCCACACCCCAUGCAGUGCGUUUGUCUGCAGCAUAUUACAGGCUUAUUAUGUUUACAUGAAAAAGACUGGGCUCGGCCCCCUCUUCUCCAAACUAUUUACAAAAAUGCGUCAAUUUUAUUGCAGAUUAUAAUGCUGUGUUUUAGUUGGUUAAUUUUAUUGGUUUUUUCCGAAGAGGCAAAUAAAACAACACAACUUUUGAAAAAAAAAUAAAAAAUACUUGGCUUUAGAAAUUCCAUGAUUUUUAAACAUUAAAAAUUUAUUUAGGUAUUGAUAAUAGUUUAUGUUGGCCUUAAAUCGUCAGUGUUUAUUCAUAUGCCAAAGGAAAAUGUUUUGUUGAGUGUAACCUAUUUUACAUGAGUGAGAAUUUUUGUCUUCAGUUAAACAUACAACUCUUAACUAAUUUUGUGUAUUUUGUUUUAGACUAAAUUAUUUAGGGAUCUGUACAAACAGACCUAACUGUUAACUUCACUGGAUAUAAGGGUACUCUUCCUCCCAAUGUUAUGUCUUGCCUCUGUUUUCCCCCCUGUAUUUAAAGUUUUAAUAAUUUUGAAUUGGUUGUAUAUUUAGUAAGGUGACACUCCAUGCUUUGCUGCCUCUUAAAUUUGUCUGAUUGCAUACUAUCAUCAUUAUGUAAGCUUAAAAAAAAUAAGGCUUUGGUCUUGAUUCCCUUCCCCAUGCCCAUUUGCCUAUUAUGGGAUUGUGGAAUUAGUCUGUUUUAAUAGACCUUAAAUCAAGUCAUUGCCAUAAUAGGAUCUUGAAUCCAUUUUAUGCCAUUGUCAAAAUCUUCAAGACUGAGACAGGAAAUUAACCCUCAGGUAUCCUUUAGCUGUACUUUCAAAAGUGGGAGGAUGGCUUCUUUCUGGGUUGAACUGAGUAGUAAGGUAUGAUGGGGCCAUUAGUGGGGUUUAAUGACCUUUCUAUUGUGCAGCAACUGAAAGACAGUGCCUUUCAACACAGCAGUACUUAAAAAAGGUUGGAGAGCGCACAUCCUUUCUUUCAAUCUUUCUCUAUUGUAUAAACCUUAGAACAGGAUGAACUUCAUAUUGUGAAUAUAGGAACUAGUUAAUGAUAAGGUACAUUCUGCAAAAUAAAUGUGCAAGCAAUGGCAUUAGGCCAUUUUACAUCCCAGUGAGUUUCAUCCUUGAAGACUGAGUACAGAACCAUACUUAGAGGAUUUGAAAUAUGGUAUAAUGAAAUGUUGGUGGGUAGUGGAUGAGUUUGUAUAGGAAUUCCAGGUUACUUAUUUACGUAAUAUCCUUGAAUGUGUGAAUCUAGACCUUAGGUACAAUAUAUAGGCUCAGUGGUUAAUAUUUGUGAUUUAGAACAAGGGUGGUACUUUUAACGUGAUACCUGGUAUUUGAUUUUCCUAUCCAGUACAGGAAAUCAGUGUUUUAUACAUUUAUGUAGCUGUAAGAGGGAACACUAUCUAUGCAUAUGAUGGUUUUCUUGAUAUUGAUGUUGGUCAUAAAAACAUCGUUAAAAAUAAGAAAAGCUUCCUUUUGCGUUUUGUUUUUCUUCUGACUCCUGUGAAAUAAAGAGUAGCUUUAAGUGUUUUUUUAUGCCUUAUUUUCAGUAUAUAAACAACACAGCUGUUGUACAAGUUAGGAUUGGGGAGGCAAAUUUAUUAACAGGUUGUGUUUAAUUUCUGUUCCAGAGAAUUUUGAAACAUUUGAUCUCUUGGGAGGAAACUAACAAACAGUGUUUGUUCCUAGGAUAGCUGAGUUUCAGUGAUUACAUAUUUAUCUGUUUAAGUGGAUUUGUAGAAAACCUGUAAUAGAAUAAAAUUACUUUUUUAAAAAAGUUAAUUUUAGAGACUACCUUUUGAUCAUUCUUGGUUUUUGUUGUCAUUAUAAAGUAUCUUUUUGAUCCCUAUUUAAAUGGAGAACUUUUGUCCAUUUCCUCUUCCUUCAACUCUAGAGUCAUAGUGACAGUUACAGCUGUUAAUAGUGGUUAUAAUUAGCAGUAAUGCUCCUAUGUAUGAUUCUGGCUUGUCCUCGAUUUUUGUAGCCAGGGAAACUUCACUAUAUACAUUAUUGAUCAGGGAAACCAUUGCUUCGUAAGUUAGUAUGUUAAUUUAUAAGAACAGUGCACUCAUUUUUGUGUAUUAGUCUCUUAAAAAACCUAUAGUAUUUUCAAAGGUGUAUUAGAAAAAUCUCUGCUUUUUUGGAAAUUGCUAUUGAAACAUAGAUGUGUACUACUGUGGUAGUGUUUAAAUGUAAAAAUGUUUAUUUUUACUUAGUUAUGAAGUAAUUAUGGACAUUUGCAUUUACAUAAAGUAUUUGCUAUGUAGAAUUUUACCUUCUUAAAUUUCUGUAUUUAAGCAGCAACAAAAUUUGAGUAGUUAUCAGAACUAAUUGGGGAUAUUAGCAUUAGUGGUAUGCAGUUGUCCGAAAAGACAGUAUAUUAUAUUAAAAACAUCUUAAAAAGUGUGGUAGCUUUUAUUUCUAAAAGACUUAUUCUUGGCAGAUAAUAGAUGCUCAUUUAUUUAUUGAAUUUAAAGCUUUAGUUUAAGUGAAAAUAUACUUCAAAAUCGGUUAAUCAGAGACUGUUUCUUAUUAUGUCCCAGAGCAUAUUUUUUAGUUUCUGCCCCAAUAAUAGGAAGGAUCUAUUUACUUUAGACAUUGCUGUGUGAUACUAUUAGCUUUGGGCUGAGUUCAAGAAUCCAAGUGACUCAAAUUUAUUGUCUCUUUAUCGUCAAGAAAUGUGGGAAGGAGCCUUAUUUCCUUAUUGUUGAACUGAUUGUUUUUGUAUUAAUUUAAUAUGAAAGAGCAGUAUUUGUGGUUGAAAUUGUUCUGCACUAUCAGAAGUAGACAGUACUAACCAAAGAUUGACCUGUUGCUAUUAAGCUAUAAGUAUGUUAACAGAGGACAUAUUAUGAGGCAAAGAAAUUGUUCAUUAUUGUGAACUUCUAGACUAAGUGUUAAAUUAUACAUUAAUGGGGCUGGAGAGAUGGCUCAGUGGUUAAGAGCACUCAUUGUUCUCCCAAAGGUCCUGAGUUCAAUUCCCAACGCCCACAUGGCAGCCCACAACUAUCUGAUGCCCUCUUCUGGUGAGCAGAUGUUCAUACAGCAGAGUAUCCAUAUAAAUAAAUAAAUCUUU